AUGUUUGCAAAUGAGACCGGUCUUCAAGGGUGGUUGCGCUAUGCUCCCCUUCCUGCAGAGAUCAUCAGCCACCACCCAAGUUUCUCACACAUCGUUGCUUUAAGUCGCUCUGAAACAAGUCCCGUUUAUACCGCAGCAAAGGAACUUCAAGAUGGCUUGAAGAAACUACUAAAUCUAAAUGUGAACAUCGUGAAGACGCCCGCCGAGAUUGCGAAAGUACCGUCACCGAAAAUUGUUAUCGGAACCUUCGAUUCAUUCUCCUUAAGCGACGAGAAAAUCGAAAUAGAUAGGAUCCCAGACUUGAAAGAAGAUGGACACUGGCUCAGUACUCGAAAAAUCGAUUCUAGUACUACAGACGUGUUGAUUGCUGGCCAGAAUGAACGCGGGGCACUUUACGGAGCAUUUGAGUUCCUGAUGCUCUUGGUCCAGAAUAAACCCUACCCCGAAGGCCACACAAGCAGCCCUCACGCACCGAUUAGGUGGAUCAAUCAAUGGGAUAAUCUUGAUGGGACUAUCGAGCGAGGAUACGCUGGGCCAUCCAUCUUCUUCAAAGAUGGCGCGGUUAUGGAUGACCUUACCCGUGUCGCCCAGUAUGCGCGUUUAAUGGCGUCAGUUGGGUUAAAUGGUAUUAUUGUGAAUAAUGUAAAUUCACAUUGCAACUUACUCAAUCCAAUCAACAUGAAGGGACUUGGACGUAUUGCUGAUGUUAUGCGUCCAUGGGGUGUACGAAUCGGAGUCGCUCUGUACUUUGACACUCCAAAGGAUCUUGGUGGCUUACCUACAUCUGAUCCUCUAAACCCGGACGUCGUUGCUUAUUGGAACGACCUCACUACCCAAUUGUAUAGGAAUGUCCCGGAUUUGUUGGGAUACCUAAUCAAAGCCAAUUCGGAAGGCCAACCUGGCCCAUUAACAUACGGUCGCACACUUGCCGAUGGCGCCAAUCUCUUUGCGCGAGCCCUCAAGCCUCAUGGUGAUGGGGUGGUCAUGUAUCGUGCCUUUGUGUAUAAUCAUCACUUGGAUGAGUCUGACUUGAAGAACGAUCGAGCCAAUGCUGCGGUCGAGUUCUUUGAUGGUCUAGAUGACGAGUUUGAGGAUAAUGUGUUGGUGCAGAUCAAGUACGGACCGAUUGAUUUCCAAGUACGGGAACCCCCAUCUCCCUUGCUCUCUCGCCUGCGUCGGACACCAAUUAUUCUUGAAUUCCAAGUCUGCCAAGAAUAUCUCGGUCAACAAAGCCACCUUGUUUACCUACCUCCGUUGUGGAGAACCAUUCUUGAUUUUGAUCUCAGGAUUGAUGGGACGCCAUCAUGUGUUCGGGACGUCGUGUCUGGUAACAAGUUUGGCUGGAAACGCAGUGGUUAUGCGGCUGUUGUCACCGUGGGACAGGAUAGCACCUGGCUUGGCAGCCAUUUGGCCAUGUCUAAUCUCUACGCUUAUGGCCGUUAUUGUUGGGAUCCGUUAAGCGACGAGGUCGCUGUUAUCCAGGACUGGACACGACUAACGUUUGGGUCUCAUCCCACCAUUGUUGAUACAAUAACUAAAAUCUCAAUGGAAUCGUGGCCGGCGUACGAGAACUACAGUGGUAAUCUAGGCAUUCAGACAUUAUGUGAUAUUGUGAAGCAUUGCCACUAUGGGCCAAGUCCUGCAGCCAUGGACGGCAACGGCUGGGGUCAGUGGACGCGUGCAGACGCCCACGCUAUUGGCAUGGAUCGCACAGUUGCCACUGGUACCGGUAAUGCUGGUCAGUAUCCUCCAGAGGUGGCAGCUAUGUUUGAAGACAUCAAGACUACCCCGGACGAUCUUCUUCUCUGGUUUCACCAUGUCCCUUAUACAUAUCAGCUGAAGUCGGGUAAAACGGUUAUUCAACAUUUCUAUGACGCUCAUUACGAAGGAGCUAAGGCGGCUCAGACGUUUCCUAUACAAUGGCAAGCCUUGCGUGGGCUGAUUGAUGAGAACCGAUUUCAGCACACCGCACUCCGCCUUACAUAUCAGGCCGGCCACUCCAUUGUCUGGCGCGAUUCUAUCAAUAACUUCUACCAUGCUAAAUGCGGAAUCCCUGACGAACAGGGUCGUGUAGGCAAUCAUCCUUGGCGUAUUGAAGCGGAGGAUAUGGAACUCAGUGGAUAUAAAGUCGUGCCCAUCACGCCAUUUGAGGCAGCUUCUGGUGGUAAAGCUAUCAUUACCAUGUCCAGUACCAUUCCCGGAAAGGCCAAGUGUAUUGUUCAUUUCCCUACCGGUACAUAUAACCUUGCUGUGAAUUACUAUGACCAUCUCGGAGGGAAGUCCCAGUACCAGAUUUUCAUCAAUGACAGGCUAAUUGGUAGCUGGGCUGGUGAUCUCGAAGACAAGCUGCUGCAUGAUUUCUCUGACCUUCGUGAUGGUCAUUCAGCAACGCGAAUCACAUUUAAUAGUGUUGAGAUUGCAAAGGGCGAUGUUCUUGAGAUCGUUGGUACACCCGACGGUACUGAGUUGGCCCCGAUAGACUACGUUUCGUUUCUCCCCGAGGACAUAAUUGACUAG
Messenger RNA from Talaromyces proteolyticus, 2517 nucleotides. Its product is annotated as alpha-glucuronidase. The record is from RefSeq and is a predicted model, not a curated record. Gene Ontology annotation, molecular function: alpha-glucuronidase activity. Gene Ontology annotation, cellular component: extracellular region. The transcript has a single exon. Gene Ontology annotation, biological process: xylan catabolic process. Bases 1 to 2517 code for a protein of 838 amino acids. Lineage: Eukaryota; Fungi; Ascomycota; Eurotiomycetes; Eurotiales; Trichocomaceae.